AUUGGCGAUGGUACAAAUAUAUCUGAACUAGACAACACUAUUGAUAUUCCUAAAGAUAUGAUAACUAAUUCUGAUUUAACUUCUUUAAUUAAAACUACUUAUCAUGAUAUUGAUAUUAAAAACACAUCCACUGACCAGUAUUUAAAAAAUAGAAUAAUACUUUCUUCCCGUAAUGUAGAUGUCGUUAACAUUAAUCUUGCUAUUCUCGACAUCUUCCCUGAAAAAGAAAAAACAUACUUAAGUUCAGACAAUAUAAUUACUGAAGAAUCUGAUAGCAAUACUAACUUCUACCCCAACGAAUUCUUAAAUUUUCUCAAACCCAAUGGAUUACCGCCCUCAAAACUCAAACUCAAAAUUGGAUACCCUAUUAUACUUCUACGAAAUUUGGCUCCACAUCAAAGUCUCUGUAACGGUUCCCAAUUAAUCAUAACAAGACUUAAUGACCAUUUAAUUGAAGCCCAUAUUCUGACUGGAGAUUAUGCUGGCAAUUCAACUUUUAUUCCUUGCAUUUCUCUUAUUUCAUCAGCUUCAGAACUUCCGUUUAAACUUAAACAACGCCAAUUUCCUAUUCAAUUAGCUUUCGCAAUCACUAUAAAUAAAUCACAAG
This is a messenger RNA of Ambispora leptoticha, 607 nucleotides long. The record is from the annotation of a GenBank genome assembly. NCBI's taxonomy places the organism in Eukaryota, Fungi, Glomeromycota, Glomeromycetes, Archaeosporales, Ambisporaceae.